Molecule: messenger RNA, 2076 nt
Organism: Dinoponera quadriceps
Lineage: Eukaryota; Metazoa; Arthropoda; Insecta; Hymenoptera; Formicidae
Product: serine protease 42-like
Exons: 6
Coding region: 21-1541 (506 amino acids)
Biological process (GO): proteolysis
Molecular function (GO): serine-type endopeptidase activity
Source: RefSeq, a predicted model, not a curated record
UCGGAGUAGGGAUCCUAUAGAUGUACAGAGGAAUCCGCUCACGGUUCACCGCUCAGGAUCACAUUAGACGCGCGUCACCGCUCCAAGUGGAAGGUGCUCGUCGUGCGGUGUCCUUAGUGUCCUCCGUCUCUCUGGUGAGUUCCACUUCGGAUUCCGUGCUGGAAUCGCAGAUUCAUUCGGGUAUCGGCGAGCUUCGUAGGCAUACUAGAAUCAUCGGAUCCGUGACCAUGUGGCGACUGGUUUCCACGUUGGCCUUGCUCGGCCUGGGCUUGGCGAUGCCGCAGCAACAGAACUCAGGCGACUUAAACAGCCUCGUUAACCAAGCUUUCGGUAGCAGCUCGACAACCCCGCAGUCGGUGCCUCAGAUCGGCGGCGACCUCGACAGCUUCAUCAAGGACGUUUUCGGGAACGUUACCCCUCCCGCCACUACCACCUCCAGCGGGCUGAUCCUUGGCAAGGACAAUAAGCAGUCCCCGAAACCGGCCGACUGCGAGUGCGUGCCUUAUUAUCAGUGCCAGGAUGGCACCAUCGUGACGUCGGGACAGAACAUCAUCGAUAUCAGGUCCGGUUUUGGUGGUAACGAUGAGCGCUCCCAGGGAGCUCUCGGACCAUGUGAGAACUACUUGGACGUUUGCUGCAAGCCGCCAGAUAUGGUGGAGACGCCGAUUCUGCCACCUCCAAUCGAGAGAAUCGGAUGUGGACAACGACAUCCUGAAGGGGUGGGCUUCAGAAUCACCGGUGAGUCCGACAAUGAGGCGCAGUUUGGCGAGUUUCCCUGGAUGGUGGCUAUCUUGAAGGAGGAACCUAUCGGCACCAACGGCCAGAAAUUGAACGUCUAUCAGUGCGGAGGUGCCCUCAUUCAUCAAAAGGCCGUUCUUACCGCGGCUCACUGCGUCAAUGGGAAGCAGCCGCACGAGCUGAAAGUCCGCGCCGGAGAAUGGGACACGAUGACGAGGAGCGAGAUUUUCCCGCAUCAGGAUCGCGAUGUCGAGAAGGUCGUGGUUCACGAGAAGUUCCAUUCCGGUGCACUCUUCAACGAUUACGCGAUCCUGAUCCUGAAGGAACCGGUAGAAUUUAAGGAGAACGUGGACAUCGUAUGCCUACCGGAAACGAACGCGAUCUUUGACGGGUCGAGGUGUUUCGCCAGCGGAUGGGGCAAAGACGUCUUCGGCAAAGAAGGACGUUACCAGGUGAUCUUGAAGAAGGUGGAUGUCCCUGUGGUUCCUCACAACACCUGCCAGGACACCUUGCGCACUACCAGGCUAGGAAAAUACUUCGUUCUGGACAAGAGUUUCAUCUGCGCGGGUGGAGAACUAGGGAAGGACACUUGCAAGGGUGACGGCGGAAGUCCUCUGGUAUGCCCGCUGAAGGAGGAUCCGAGCAGAUACGUCCAAGCCGGCAUCGUAGCCUGGGGACUCGGCUGCGGCGAGAAUGGCACACCCGGCGUUUACGCCAGCAUAGCUAACGGGCGCAGGUGGAUCGACGAGCAAAUGGCCUUCCACAAUCUGGACAAUACCGUUUAUCAGUAUCGUCCGUCUUAGAGGAUCGAUUAAUCAUCGCUCACCCGAUAUGCCAGUCGAUCAGGCGAAUCUUUUCAGAGUCACUUAUCACAUAUCGCGCUAACGUUCUUUCACUAAAGUGUUUUUACGCGGGCAACUCUAGACCGUGAGAGCAAGCGUGAUGUUCGAUAAGUCUCGUUACAUUGGCUUAAUACUCCGAAGAACAAGAUAAGAUUUAGAGCGAGUCCUCCCUCAUGUCUCUAUACUCGUGCAUUCGUAAACUGAGAUUAAAAGUGAUCGUAGAUUUAAGUAACGAAAGUUAGCCGCACGGCAUCGCGAAAAUCAAUGCGUGGCAUUUUAUAAGUGACGUAUAAGUGACAUAUAAGUGAACGAUACAUUUUUAUUAAAGAUAAUCAGAUAAAAUAUAACGCUAAUUCCUCCCCCUCGCACACAUCUUAUUUUUGUAAUAAUCUUUGAUCGAUUAGCUGUCGAUUUUCCGAAGAUAAAUUAUGCAAUAUAAUAUUAUUCGCUCUUUUAUGAAGUAUUUUUGCAAUACAUUAAUUGUAACAGUUGUUUA